AUGGCUUGUCCCCAGUUCACUCUGCAUACCGACUUUGCCUCGCAGUGGGCUUAUGUGGCGCACCUGGCAAUAGACGAGAAAGGAUACGAUGCCAGUGAAUACGAUACCAAGCAAGUUGGCCUCCUCCAGGGCGAGAAUUUCGCUCCUGCCUACGUCAAAAUUAAUCCCAACGGCACCAUUCCUUCCCUAACAUCGCCUUCCCUUACGCAGCCUCUGACAGAGAGUGCGGAUAUUGCGAAAUAUAUAGAUGCUACUCGGCCCAACAGUCCUUCUCUAUUCCCAACGGAUCCUACGAAGCUGGCGAGAGUCGAGGAGUUGAUUUCGCACGUCCAUCAGGACAAGCUUUCGACAAACUUGGUCCUGCUGCAAGCUCGUGGCCCAGAAGAAUGGGAGGCGAACAAAGCAGGCUCAGUGGAGACCUUCCUCGGCAAUCGACAGGAAAAACUCAUCACGUACGGUGCCGCAAACCCAGAUAUACCAUUAUAUGCCUCUCGCACGCCUCUGAACGGGCAUAUAUAUGAUCUCUACAGGGCCUCCAAGAUUGGACCUGAACAGGAAGAGUUCUUCACGGCUACAGAGCAAGGGUACAAAGAUUAUGCUGCGGGGCUAAGGGAACUCGACUCUAUGUUGGUACUCCCCUUCGCAGCUGGCGAAACAGUCACGGCUGCCGAUCUACACAUUGUGCCUUGGUUGGCUCAUGCGAUGUGGGCUGCUGGCGGAAGGGAAGUUGGCGACUUUGAACCCCUCAGAGCACGAGUCAAGAAAUCCGUUCCCGAUUUCGAAUUCGGCGAGAAUACGAGGAGGUGGUGGGCUAAUAUCUCUGCCAGGGAGAGUUUCAAGAAGAAUUACCCCAAGCUUCACUGA
Molecule: messenger RNA, 864 nt
Organism: Purpureocillium lilacinum
Lineage: Eukaryota; Fungi; Ascomycota; Sordariomycetes; Hypocreales; Ophiocordycipitaceae
Source: RefSeq, a predicted model, not a curated record